Molecule: messenger RNA, 528 nt
Organism: Didymodactylos carnosus
Lineage: Eukaryota; Metazoa; Rotifera; Eurotatoria; Philodinida; Philodinidae
Source: the annotation of a GenBank genome assembly
AUGGACAAGCCGUAUACCGCUCAGGCAGAAUAUAAAAAACAAAAUGCGUACACAGACCAAGAAAUAAAUUCUAAAAUAAAAAUUAAACCAUACAGACAAAAAACUCAUCUAACAAUGAAAAGUAUUCUACCGAUAAUCGGAGUUGUUUGGACUUUAAUAGCAUUAGCGCAUGGAAAAGCUUGUACAGACUAUGCUAGCUAUGCAGGACAACAAGUUUGCGAUCAAUAUGGAGGACAAUGUGGGCAAUGUGUUAGCUUUGUAAAAAUAUGUACAAGUGAUUAUAGAAAAACGAGUCAAUGGAAAAGAGGACUAAAAGUCCGAGAAACAUCAUCCAUUCCUGUCGGCACAGCCAUAGCAACAUUUCCUAAUGGUAGAUAUUCUGGACAUGCGGCGAUUUACACUGGUCAAAAUGAUCAAGGGAUUCAAGUUUGGGAUCAGUGGUCUCGACGUAAUGUCACUCCACGUACAAUUCGUUGGAACGGAUCUGGUAUAUCAAAUAAUGGUGAUUUAUUUUAUGUUAUCAAUUAA